This is a messenger RNA of Coccinella septempunctata (seven-spotted ladybird), 264 nucleotides long. Its product is annotated as probable RNA-binding protein EIF1AD. The coding region runs from base 1 to 264 and encodes 87 amino acids. Lineage: Eukaryota; Metazoa; Arthropoda; Insecta; Coleoptera; Coccinellidae. The transcript is spliced from 2 exons. The record is from RefSeq and is a predicted model, not a curated record.
AUGUGGGUUAAACCUGGUAGUUUCGUCAUAAUACAACCUAUUCAGGAAGGUGUUAAGGUCAAAGGAAGACAAAAUAUGGCCUGCUCUGCUGCGUUCUAUGAAAAACCAGAAUUGGAGGAAAGUGAUGAUGAUAACGACGAUGAUAUCCCAAGGAAUACUUACAGAGUACAAGCAAUGAUCGAAAUCUCCAGUGGCAAUGAUUCUAGUGAAGAUGAUCCCAGUGACAGUGGUCAAAGCGACGAUGAUAGUGUUGGUGAAACGUAA